This is a messenger RNA of Marmota monax (woodchuck), 2637 nucleotides long. RefSeq names its product zinc finger protein 358 (gene Znf358). Gene Ontology annotation, biological process: regulation of transcription by RNA polymerase II. The record is from RefSeq and is a predicted model, not a curated record. Bases 860 to 2569 code for a protein of 569 amino acids. Gene Ontology annotation, molecular function: DNA-binding transcription factor activity; RNA polymerase II cis-regulatory region sequence-specific DNA binding. The transcript is spliced from 2 exons. NCBI's taxonomy places the organism in Eukaryota, Metazoa, Chordata, Mammalia, Rodentia, Sciuridae.
UUUCUCCUGGGGGGAACAAACACAAGUGUAGAGACAUAAUCCCCACACCCAAGCUGUGGGUUCAUUGCUCAGAAUCUCCCCUCCCUGGGGGUUCCCCCAGUAACCCAGAGGAUCCCCAGGUAUUAUUUUCACCUACUCUGCAGCUAGGGGUUAGAAUUCACAGUCUUCUAGUCAACUGGGAAAACAGACAUAUUGGUAACUGACCCCUGCUGUCCCCUAAGGGAUCUCUAAAUCUCCCUGCUUCUACUUCCCCAUCAGGAGGGGUCUCAAAUAUGGUCUCCCUCCCCUCCCCACCAGCUUAGGGAACAGGCAUUAGGAUCAUCUCUCUAGGAGAGAAUGUACUCCCUAAGCUGUGAGGUAUGGAAUUCAGAUUGCCUCCUUCUCCUGUCUUCUCCCCCAGUGACCUAAGUGGGGUACCAGAUGUCAUCCCCCCCCCCACAGUGCCUAGGUUAUUCUCCAACCACAGUUUGUAGAGCUCAGCAUACCACCUAAGAGUUGAGUCAGGGGCCCUUCUUUCUACAAUCUGUCACCUCCAAUUUGGGUGAGAGGAGGGCAGGAAUUUGGGCCAUGUGCUCAGGACACUGGAACUCUGACACCACCCUUUUCCCAGGAGGGGGGGGCAAUUAAAGGGGUUGGAACCUAGGACUCCCUCUUUCACAGGAUCCCCACAAGAGUUCAGGAUGGACAGAGGGGCAGAGCCAUGGGAUUGGGCACUGGAGACCUAGUUUGGGGUCCCAUGACUUUCAUCCAGGUUCAGGGCUGAGAAGGGAGGGUCCCACCAUGUCCCACCCAGGGUCCUUCUAUACCACAUCCUGACUGGGCAAGUGAGAAGUCUUUCUGCAGAGUCGGGGAAAGAUCCAUGAGUGUGUUUAGGAAUCCUGUCCCUGAAGCAGUCAGCAGUUUCACACCUGGGAUGCGUCGCUCAGUCCUAGUCAGGAACCCAGGCCACAAGAGCCUGAGGCCUGUUUAUGAAGAGCUUGACUCUGACAAAGAGGACCUGGACCCAGUUUCUGAAGACCCAGAGCCUGAUCCAGAAGACCUCAACACUGUCUCAGAAGAUGUGGACCCCAACUAUGAAGAUCUGGACCCUGUCCCAGAGGAUCUGGGUCCCGAUGUGCAAGCUCCAGGCUCCAUCUUGGGGAACCAAGAUUCCGAUCCCCAAGAUUUGGACCCCAUGUCUUCAAAUUUCGACCUCGAUCCAGAUGUUAUUGGCCCUGUACCCUUGGUUCUCGACCCUGACAGCGACACCCUAAGCCCCACCGCACCAGACGUGGACCCCCUUUCCUCCAGCCUCACUGCCACCCCCCAAGUCCUGGCCACCAGCCCCGAGGUGCUCCCUCCCCCAGCCAGCCCGCCCCGGCCCUUCUCCUGCCCCGAUUGCGGGCGAGCCUUCCGCCGAAGCUCCGGGCUGAGCCAGCACCGUCGCACCCACAGCGGCGAGAAGCCCUACCGCUGCCCCGACUGCGGCAAGUCCUUCAGCCACGGCGCCACCCUGGCUCAGCAUCGUGGCAUCCACACCGGGGCGCGGCCCUACCAGUGCGCUGCCUGCGGCAAAGCCUUCGGCUGGCGCUCCACGCUGCUGAAGCACCGCAGCAGCCACAGUGGUGAGAAGCCGCACCACUGCCCCGUUUGUGGCAAAGCCUUUGGCCACGGCUCGCUGCUGGCGCAGCACCUGCGCACACACGGUGGCCCGCGGCCGCACAAGUGCCCAGUUUGCGCCAAAGGCUUCGGGCAGGGCUCCGCGCUGCUGAAGCACCUGCGCACGCACACCGGCGAGCGACCCUACCCCUGCCCGCAGUGCGGCAAGGCCUUCGGGCAGAGCUCAGCGCUGCUGCAGCACCAGCGCACACACACCGCUGAGCGCCCCUACCGCUGUCCCCACUGUGGCAAGGCCUUUGGGCAGAGCUCCAACUUGCAGCACCACCUGCGCAUCCACACCGGCGAGCGUCCCUACGCCUGCCCGCACUGCUCCAAGGCCUUUGGGCAGAGCUCGGCGCUGCUGCAGCACCUCCACGUGCAUUCUGGCGAGCGCCCCUACCGCUGCCAGCUCUGUGGCAAGGCUUUUGGCCAAGCCUCGAGCCUCACCAAGCACAAGCGGGUGCACGAGGGCGCCGCAGCUGCUGCCGCCGCCGCCGCCGCAGCAGCGGCCGCCGCCGCUGGCCUGAGCCUGGGGCCUGGCUUGAGCCCUGCGUCCGUGAUGAGGCCUGGGCAAGUCUCCUUCCUGGGUCCUGAUGCUGUGUCUGUGCUGGGUUCUGGCCUGGGUCUCAGUCCUGGCCCCAGCUCUGGCCGCAGCCCUGACCCUGGCUCUGCUCUGGGCUCCCUUUCCAAUCCCAGCCCUCAACCUCUCUCUGGCUCCACAUCCACCCCCAGCCCUGAGCCUGUUGAAUGUUCUGACCCUAAGCCUAGUGAUGAUGAUGACCCUGACCUUGUGCCCAGCCCUGACCCCAACCCUGACUCCCACCCUGAUCCCUGCUCUCCUAUCCGUGACACUGUCAGCCCAGCCCUCCCUACUGGUGAGAGUCCAGAGUGGGUAAAGGAGCAAGGGGCACUACUGGGGCCUGAUGGCUGAAGGGGACACCAGCACCACAGGCCUGGGGAAGUUGUGUGUUGUGCAGUUAGUAAAAUCCUCCCACUGCC